Molecule: messenger RNA, 12327 nt
Organism: Dromiciops gliroides (monito del monte)
Lineage: Eukaryota; Metazoa; Chordata; Mammalia; Microbiotheria; Microbiotheriidae
Gene: SYNE3
Product: spectrin repeat containing nuclear envelope family member 3
Exons: 22
Coding region: 665-3640 (991 amino acids)
Biological process (GO): nuclear migration
Cellular component (GO): nuclear outer membrane; meiotic nuclear membrane microtubule tethering complex; cytoplasm
Molecular function (GO): actin filament binding
Source: RefSeq, a predicted model, not a curated record
CGGGAGUUUUCUUACGAGCUGUCAUCGGUGCCCCGCGCUCCCUCCCUGCUGGCCCCAGGCCUUGUUAAGUGAGAGAAGAAACGAUCAAGCACAACUCCCAAAUUUUGAACCCAGGAAGAAUGGGUUGGACUGACAAGCCAAAGACAGAGCUAGUGAAGGAAGAAGAAACACGUUUAAAGGGAAAAGAUAAAUAAAUUUUUGGACAUAUGGUAUCUGAGGAGAUGCCCUGUAGGCAGAUGUGAGUCUGGCAGGAGUUUUGGAAGUCAUUGGAAAGAAGGCAGUGGUUGAAGCCUGAGGUAGCCUAUAGAGUUUGCAAGAAAGAGAGAAGAGAGAAGUCCAAAUUCUCAAGGAUUUCAGAAAAGGAAGGGUCAAUAAUAAUGGAGAGAGAUAAAGAGGAGAAUUUCAUUCAUCAGAUAUUUAUUGCUGAGAAUCAGAUUGGAGCAGAGCAAGCAGAUCAUCUGGGAGUCUUCAUUGCCUUGCAUUCACCCGAGAUGAAGGAAAUGAGGAUCAGAAAAAUGAAGUGAUUUGUCAAACCUCUAUCAAGUCUCAGAGUGGAAACCAGAUCUCCUGAAUCCAGGUCUCCUGAAUCCAGGCACCGUGCUCACACAAUCUCUUCAUUUGGGGAGACAGAGCUAACAGAUUUACUCCAGGUUCUACAGAUGCAAUGACUCAGCAGUCCCAGGAUGAGUUUGACAGCAGUGUAGAGAGUGCCCAGGAGUGGAUGAAGGCUGUACAGGAACGACUGCAAGUUAAUGACAACACUCAAGGCCCCCGAGCUGCCCUAGAAGCCAGACUGAGAGAGACAGAGAAAAUAUGUCGCCUGGAACCAGAGGGACAAAUGAAGAUGGACCUGGUUCUUAAAUCAGCAGAAGCUCUACUCAGCCAUUGCACUGAAGAACAGAAGCACAAGAUCCUGGCCAGGCUGAAGGACAUUAAAGCCCAGUGGGAAGAAACAGUCAUCUACAUUACUCACUGUCACAGCCGGAUUGAGUGGGUGUGGCUGCACUGGAGUGAAUAUUUGCUGGCCCAGGAUGAAUUUUACCGGUGGUUCCAAAAGAUUAAAAUGACCUUGGAGACCAGUGUGGAGCUGCAAGUGGGACUAAAAGAAAAGCAGUGGCAACUUAGUCACUCACAAGUCCUGCUCAAUAACAUCCUGAACCAGUCCAUCCUCUUGGAUAGGCUGCUAGAGGAAGCAGCCUCCUUGUUCAACAGGAUAGAAGACCCCAGUGUAGAUGAAGAUGUCCAGAAAAGGAUGAAGGGAGAGUAUGAAAAGAUAAAGGCCCAAGCCCAGGAAAGAGUCAGCCUACUUGAGAAGAUAACCAAGGAACAUGAGCAGUACAAGGCAAACGUGGACCAAUUUCACUUGUGGCUAAAUGGGGUGAUGGAAAAAGUGAACACCUCUCUAGGAAGAAGAUGCAAGAUGUCUGCUAAGCAGCAGCUUAAAAUUUUACAGAAUUUCGCUAAAGAUUUUCAGAGCGGUGAGAAGUCAUUAAAGAAGCUUGAGGAUCAUUCUGUUGGGGUUAUCCAGAAUACCUCUCCUAUGGGAGGGGAGAAGAUUACUAAUGAGCUUGAAGACCUAAGAAAAGCCCUGGACAAGCUGAAACUUUUUUGCAAGGAGGAAGAGCAGAGGAUCCUAAAGACACUGAAGUCAGAGGGGGCUUAUGAGAUGCAGGCUAAACAGCUGGAAACUGAAGUCAGAGAAUUCAGGAAGGAGCUACAGAGACUAGAGGAGGACCUGGAACCUGGGGAGAAAGCAAGAGAUGAAACAGAGAUGAUAGCACGCUGGAGAACUUACUCUGCCACCAGAUCGGCUCUGGCAGCAGAAGAACCCAAGGCUGAAAGACUGAAGUCUCAACUUAAGGAACUUGUCCGAUUUUACCAUGAUUUGCAGCCCCUCUCAGACAGUGUUGUAACUACCAUGCAAGAGUUCCAAAGGGUUAAAGAGAAUUCCUCGAAACUAAGAAAUCGUUCUGGGACAGACCUGUGGCAGCACUUUCAGCACCCACUUCAGGAGUUCCAGCUGUGGAAGGCAUUGGCCCAGAGACUUCUGGCUAUCACUGACAGCCUCCCAGAUCUCCCAUCAAUACAUACGUUUUUGCCACAGAUUGAGGCAGCAUUGGCUGAAAGCUCACAUCUGAAGGAACAACUGAUCAUGUUAAAACUGAAGAAGGAUUUACUGAUCAGCGUCUUUGGUGAGGAAAGGGCACAGUCUCUCCUGGAAGAGGUGGCCAAUACUAUCAGGGAGAGAGACCUGCUGCAUAACAGUCUCUUGCAAAGAAACAGCAAAUUGCAAAACGCAGUAUCUCAGCACAAUGACUUUGAUACUGCAUUUGAACCACUGCAGAAGAGAUUAGCCGACCUCUACAGCAGAGCAGAAGCAGAGAAGAAGUUUCAGCAAGACCUCCCUAGUAAGCAGGCCCAACUCCAGCGCUUGCAGCGGAUCCAAGAAGACUUGCAAGGGCUUGAAGUUCAGAUCGAAAACCUGAAACCCCUAGUUCAGGCAAAUCCCAAACACCAGCAUAAAAUCAGUCAACUUUUGUCUGAUUAUCGGACCCUGAAGAGGUCUUUAGAGAUAACUAUGGAACAAAGGCAGCAGCAUGUUCGGGAGCAGUGGACAUUCAAUCACAAACUGUGGGAGCUCCAGCAGUGGAUUGGGUUGGCCAAACAAAAGCUGGAAUCCUACCAAGGGGAUAAAGACCAGUGGAAGGUGGAUGGCCAGUCUGUAGAAGAUAUUGAGAGGCUGGUGGCUGAAUUCCCUGAUAAGGAGGUACAAUUGCACUUGAUUGAAGCUCAUGGCCAACUGGUAAUGGAGACAUCAUCUCUUGAAGGAGCAGCUCUUGUUCAGGGGGAAUUAAAGGAACUGACGGAGUCUUGGAAGGCUCUGAAGUUGCUUGAAGAAACAUUGUUAAGCCUCAUCAGGAAGUGGCAGCUAAAAAAUAAGGAGCUGGAUCCAGGGAAGAAAUUGAUUUUUUCCAACAAUAUCCCAAAACAUGGGUUUCUCAUAGAUUCUGUGGAUUCUAUUCCUCGACACCGGGGUAAGGGAAAUCCUACACCCAAAGAAGAAGAAGAAGAAGAAGAAGAAGAAGAAGAAGAAGAAGAAGAAGAAGAAGAAGAAGAAGAAAAUAAUGAUAAUUUCUCCAAACUUCUGAAAGACUUUGAACAGUGGUUGCAAGGAGAAAAUACCAAGUUGAUCAAGAUCAUUGCCAUGAAAAAUUCCACUGUUAAGGACUCAGAAAGAAGACAAGACAAACUGAAGGAGCUGCAAGAUAGGCUCCCAGAUGGUCAGCAUCUUUUUGAAAAUCUUCUUCAUCUCCGACCAAAGAAAGGGACCUGUGAAAACUUGGAGGACCUCCGCUAUCGCUGGAUGCUCUAUAAAUCAAAACUCAAGGACUCCAGCCAAUUGUUGGCUCACAGUCCUCUUGGGAAGCCAAUGGGAUUCAGAAAGAGUCGUCCAAGAGGACUGUGCCCCUUCCUCCAUCGGGUAUGCUGUGUAGCCUUACCCCUUCAGCUCUUCUUGCUGUCCCUGCUCUUGCUUCUGUUGCUGCUGCCCCUGGGACAAGAGCGGUGGAGCUGCGCCCUUUCCAACAACUUCGCCCGUUCCUUCAAGCUAAUGCUGCGCCAUGAAGAACAAAUAGAGUAACAUCUCAUUUAUCUGGAAAUCAAUUCUCUGCUAUCUGGACUCAACAUAGAACUUGAAAGGAAACCCAAAAGAAAAGUCUCUGAACAGCUAAAAUAGAUACAUGCACUACAGUUCAUGCAUUUUAUUUAUGAGAGCCCCUCUGGCUCUUACUCAGAACUUACUUACUCUUAUUUUUUAUAAAAUUCAAACCAGUGAUUGAAGCACUCUAAAAUGUGGGUUUGUAUUGUUGUUAACAUUAUUAUUAUCAUCUAGUUUUCCAGCUCAACCCAGAUUAGAAGCAGGAAAUGACUAUCUUCCCAUUAAAUGGCAUUUUACGUUUUACAGAAUGCUUUCCUCCCAACAAUCCUAUGAUUCAGGUAGUUCGGGUAUCAUGGGAUCUUAGAUCUAGAGCUGGAAAGGUCAUCUUUUCCAGCCCCUUCAUUUUACUGAUGUAGUAACUGGGAUGCAGAAAUUAAGUGAUUUUCCAAGGUCAAACAGGUCACAAGUUUUGGCUGAAACUCAGGUAUUCUGGCAUUAAAUCCAUUGUUCUUUCCAAGGAGAGAAAGGCUUAGAUGUGCCUUUCAGAAAGCUCAGAGCCUGUAACCAUUCCAGGUAGAUACAAAGAGCCCUGAAUAUUUCAGGGGCCCUUGUGAGUAUCUCCAUAGCACCCAGAAAGCCCAGGCUUUUUUUUUUAAAGCAAUUUAUAUUAAUCCUCUGGUUCUUGUGCCAAAGAGGCAUCUUAGGGGAAUGAGUAGAAAGCUGACCAAGUUGGGAAGACUUGAAUUCAAACCCUGCCUCUGGGUAACCCUGGGGAAAUUACUUAACUUUUUUGUGUCCCAGGCAGCUUUCAAAGACUCUUAAGUUGCAAAGCAAGUGUUAGAAAGAAGUUUGCACAUUGGGAGUACCGUAUGUCAUGGAAUCAUAGUUCUAAUUUUUAAAAUUUCUGUUGAAGGAAACAGGGAGAUAUAAUGCAUUUUAGGAAUGUGGGCUAUCCUUUUAAAAUGGUUAAAGUAAUCAUAGUUGGGAUGUUUAAAAAAAGAAAACAGUUAUCCAGGAAAUUCACUUAGGUGGAAUUGUUCCUUUCCCAAUCACUGUAAGUCAUAGCUCAUAAAAGUGAGUGUUGCAAGGGACCAGAUAAAUAAGGCAUUACUGUAUUUACCUUAUGGCUAAUUUUGUAUUGUUUACAAUCCAAGUGAAAGGGAUGAGUAAGAGGGAUGUUUGGAACCUGUGUCAGAAGUGCAGUAUAGAAAUAGAGUAAGCCCACUUUGGAGCCUCCAUUGCUGUCCAUCUCUGACCUCCCAGUUUGGCAUGCAUAUAUACACACAACCCCAAAACCAAUGUAGAGAGGUUCAACCUGAUUUUCGGGAUCUUACAGAUGAAGCACCAUUUUAGAACAAGUGCUGUCUUACUGCCCCUGGUUAACAAAUUGGCCUGUUCCCUCUCCACAGCCACUGCCUUGGACUCAACUCCAAGUUUUUUGCUCUCUAUAAUUCUUGGUAGUUUGUGCUUUAAAUCUGGGUCAAUAUUUGCCCUUAGUAGGAAAGUUCUAUUUAAAAGAAAGUCACCACCAAAGCAUACUAAGUGCCUACUCUUUUUAGAAAGCUUUAUCAGUCUAUAUGGUCAUGCCCUAUUAGUCACAGUAAUACAGUGCAAUAGAAGAGAGUUGAAAUAGAUGAUUUUGGACAUCCUCUCUAUCUCUAAAGCCAUGGUCCUCUGACACACACAAAAAAUAGGUGCUCCUGACCCUAAAUCUUUUACAUUAGAUUUUGGCAUCAGAAUAAUACUGAAACUAGAAGGUACCUUUGUAUCAUAAAAUGUUUAAUUUGGAAAGUACCCAAGAGGAAAUAUCAUGUAGCUUUCACAUAAGAGAAGAUCAAGAAAUUGAAACAGAGAGGGGGGAAGAGGGAGGAGGGACAGAGACAGAGAGACAGAGACAGAGAGAGACAGAGAGAGAGAGAGAGAGAGAGAGAGAGAGAGAGAGAGAGAGAGAGAGAGAGAGAGAGAGAGAGAGAGAGAGAGAUUGAGAUUUGUCCAAGGUUACAGGCCCAGGUCUUUUGAUUGCCUGUUGAUUGCUUCUCCUGGGACAAAUAGCUUCUUUUAAGAGCUUAGAGUUCAUUUCUUACCAUACCAUGAGAAUGGUCCACAAGAAUCAUGCUUAUGUACCACCCUUAGUGGCACAUUGCCAUAACAUCCUCCCAGCUCUGAUCCAAUGGUCUGAGGGUCCUGUGGGUAGUUGCAAUCAAUCUUCUCAUAGAUAAUGAAAAACUUUCUAGAUCACAAAGCAAGAAAAUUAUGUGACUGAUGGAAAAACAUGUAUUUUAUUUGGAAAAUGAAAGUGCUUUCUUGUUGAAAUCUAGAAAUGUCACAAGUCACAUGGACUUUUAAAAUUGGGGUUCACUACGUGGGUAAAACAACUUUUGCAUUAAUGAAACCGAGUGGAUAAGGUCCCCAGUAAAUUCCAUUCUAGGUUUUAUGUUGGUACCCUUUUUUGGACAAGUGUCCUUGGAACACCAUAAUCCAAACACCAUCCAAAUUUCAGGGUACCCAAAGGGCAAAAAAAAAACCCUUCUGGCUGCAAGUAAGCAGGGGGCAGCAUAUUUUCUUUAAUGGUCCAUGUAUAGAAGCAGCCUCAAGGAAAUGGAUGGUCAGAAAAGGAGGUUGGGUCAGUCAUGUAGUGAGAAUAAAUGACAACAGAUGGACAGCCUGAGGACUGCUCUGGUACCCACAGAAAGUUCAGAGAUCUAGAAGAAAGUUCCUGGCCUGAGGAGGAUAUAAGAGAAAACAUGAAUAAGCACUCUACACAGGAAGAGAACAAAUACUGUUGUCUGUGUCUUCUCUUUGAGCCUCUACAGGGGCUCAACCCCACUUGCUUACUUUUAAAGCACAUUGUGCUGUGUCCUGGUAGAGCACGGAUCCAUUCAAUUAUUGAAUUAUUAUUUUCCAUAUAAGUAAUUUUUCAUGCUUGGAAUUCUCUCCCUCCCUCAUUUCUGCUUCCUGGCUUCCUUCAAGGGCUAACUAAAAGUCCACCCUCUCCGAGAAAUCUUUCCGGAUCCCUUUUAAUACUAUUCCCUUUCACUCAUCAUCUCUAACAUACCCUGUCUAUAUCUUGUUUGUACAUUGUUAUUUUCAUGUUGUCUCCCCAUUAGACCAAAAGCAGGCAUUUUUUUUUGUUUUGUUUCGUUUGUCUUUGUAUCUCCAACAAUUAGCAUAGUGCCUUAGGCACAGUAAAUGCUUAAUAAAUGCUUACUUGAUUGAUUCAUACAAAUAGCUAGGAGUAAAUAGGCAGGAUUAUGAAUGUGUUUGUAAACCCAGGCCAUUAACCAAUGGUAUAAAUUGCUCUCUUAAUUAGAUUCAAUACAUGUUUACUAUGUGCAGGAUAUUGUAAGUAUGGGAGGAUCAUUUAAUCUGCCUUUGAGUCAGUGAAGCAGCUGAAAGGUGAGCAGUGAGAAGAAGAAAUAAAAGAGGCAUUAGGUCAUUUGCCUCUGGUAAUUGAAAGGUGACUAGAAAAGACCCUCUAAUUUCAGGCAGGUAUUCCAAAUGUGUUCAGGCGUGUGUGUGUGUGUGUGUGUGUGUGUGUGUGUGUGUGUGUUGUGAUUGUACGUGGGUUUUGAUCCUGACUUUCCCAAUAACUCAGUGACCUUUGGCUUCUCUGGGGCUCAUGUCUAGAGAGGAUGGACCUCUACUCACUACAGAGAAAAGCAGAAAACAUGAAAAGAGAGUGAGGAGGACCAGAAAAAUAAUAACCAAUUAGAGAGAAGAGACAGCAAGCAGAAGUAGAACAGAGGAAUAGAGAAGGGAAAGAGUCAAAGGAACCAUUUGUCUUCAUUAGUGAGAAGUCCUCCAGGACAGAGGAGGAGAGAAGAGAAAUACUAAGACAUUUUGAACAGAGGGAUGGAAAAUAGAAUGUUGUGAAGUCAUAGCAAAUGAAAAUAUAGUCUAAUCCAGUGAUAGGGAGGGAAAAGAAGAGACAUGAAAACCCCAAGGCUCUUCCUUUAGGAAAACUUUAGAAAAACUCAUAGAAUUCAGAUGUUAGAGGCCAAACCUUGGAAUACAGGAUGUAAGAGUUGAUGGAAUCCUUAGAGACCAUUUAAUUAAAUCUGCUUAUUUUAAAGAUGAGGAAACUGAGGCUCAUAGAGAAGAAACUAACUUAAUAUUGUACAACUUGAGAUCUCAAUCCAGUCCCUGUACCACUCCACCAAAAAUGUCUAGAAAAUGUCAUCACUUGUGGGGGGGAGGUGAAGAGAAGAGAGACAGACAGACACGUGUUGUAUGGGAGGCAGAGGGCUGGACUAGGAGACAGUUUGAGCACUGGGUUUGAGCAUUUAAUAGCUGUGUGAUCAGGGGCAAGUUAAUUCAUCUCUCUGAGCCAGUUUCCUCAUUUGUAAAAUCUGGAUAAUCCCUUACCUCACAGUGUUGUCAUGAAGCUCAAAUGAGAUAGAAUAUAGAUUUACUUAUUGAUGGAAGGAAACAGGUUAGGUGGUUGGUCUGUGCUGGUCUUAGGCUAGUGUCUGACAAACUCAGGGUACCAUCAUGCCUAGUAGAUGUGUUACAAUUUCACCUACAACUGCAGAAACUCACUUAGUCUUCCUACUCACCCUUGACCAAGUUUUAAAAUCGCAAUAACCUGAAAGGCAGAAACCCACAGCACUGAGCAGUGUCAAGUGGUAUAGGGAAAGGUAGCUGCUAACCCUUCUGUAUUCUUAUGAUUUCGAAGCCAGGGCUGCAUCUGCUUCUGCUCAGAGGGAUGUGUGGUGGAAGAUGCUGAGGAGGGGUAGAGUUCUGGCAAUCAGGGUUUCUAUUCUUGCCUUAAAACUCUGAACUAAGAGUCAGAAGUCUUGGGUGCCAGCCCUAGCACUGCCUUUUUCAUUGUGUGCCUUUCGCCAAGUUAUUUAACCACUUCAGGGGUCAUUUCCCUCAAGUGAAGGAGUUGAAGGGGACUUCUAAGGACCUCAACACGUGUCAUACUAUUGCCUACAUUCUAGUGUUUCCUUGUUCUUAGGACACUUUCAGCUGUAUCAUUCUAGUGCCUUGGAAGGCCCAUAGGUAAGAAACUGUCCAAAUUUCCAGAAUACUAAGUCUUGUUUAGCUAUUUAAUUUACCAUACAACCCAAGCCCAGUCUGUCCUAGGCUUCCUAGAAAGAUUGUGUCCAUACUGUAUGGGCUGCACAGUAUCCAGCAAAUGUACCAGCUGCCUAUGAUUUUUUUUCUUCCUUUUCUUGCAUUGCCUGGAGGAUUCAAUCUCAUUUUGAACUUAUGCAGCAGUCAUAUUUAAUUUCUUGAUUCAGAGCAGCUUUUGAGUUAUCCCAGUGCAUGAGUAUUAUUUUGUUCAUUGAAUCCAGCUAAAGUUUUCUCUCUCGGUUUCAUUUUACAAGUUAAAUACCCCCUAUCCACCCCCUUCUCAGAAUGUCAAGGUAUAAACUCCUAUAAGGGAGAAACAAAGUUCACCUAAAAAAAAAGUUUCCACUCAGAGAAAAUGCUUUACAGCAGAACAAUCAAAGCCUUUAAAAGUCAGGACUAGAAAUAUCGAAACUACCUUAGCUUCAAACACCCAAAUGGCACCAACAUAAUUAUACUAUUCUUCCCAAGCUAUAGCUGUGGUUAGCUGUUCUAUCUGCCAAGUCCUAUAUGAUCAGAGCAGUAGCUCUCUCAGGGAUAAGGUCUUCUGAAAAACAACACUCAGAAACACAUCUGGGAAAUAUAGAAAAUGGAUGAACCUCACAAGAAUGCUGUCCCCUAGCCUUGAACCUGUCAAAAUGUGUACAAUCCCUUCCCCUCCUUUUAGGAUUUAGAAUUAGAAAGGAUCUCUGCAAUUAUCUGGUCUAACUAAGGAGUUGUCUAAAAAGGCUAUUGUGAACACAUAGGGAUUGCAUUGGCCAGCUUAAGUUUUUAAAAAGAUGAGUUUUUUCUUUUUGAUCCAUAUCACGUAAUGCUAGUGGCUGAGUAGUAUGGCACCCCAACCCAUUUUCUACAGCUGAUAGACAUACUGAUGGGAUAGUCACUGGAAACCACUGAACAAAAACUUAGUUUAUUUAGGGUGUUCUUUCAGCCUUUAAUCCUUCUAUGAUAAUGCAAACAAUCCAUCAGCCAGUAUUUAUAAAGUAAAUACUAUGUUAUGCUCACUAUGCUAGAACUAAGGAUAUGAAGAUGAACAUGGCAUAUUCCUUGUCUUCUCAGUUAAUUUUGUCAUUUUGCAAGUCCCUGACAUGCUAAAAGAAACAAUGCAAAGAGAAGUCCAUUUAUAAGCAGAAAUCCAAUUGUCUUAUUAGACCCAUCUGCAGUCUUUCUCCUUGCCACUGUCCUCUAGAUAUAUUUCGGUACUCUCCUAACUGCUCAUCCCUUAACUCAUGACAUAUUUGCCAAUAGACUUUCCAGUCAUUUUUUGUCUAUAUCACCCCUGAGAUUAAAAUAUUCCAUAAGUUCCCAAAGUUCUGUUGGCUUAGCACUUAACUUAAAACUACCUCUUUCAAACUCCCAGAGGGAGGGAGGCAGCCCCCUAGUUCAAGUAUUCUGGGAUUUAGGGUAAAGUACAAACAAAUCUCUCUCCAUGUUUUCUGUUUAUACCUUCUGCAUUUUUAGCAAGUUAGACUUACCUUUAAGGACACACUUUAAUUUUACCUAGGUACUAUUUUUGCUGUUCAGGCAGUACCUUGGAAAUGUAGGAAUCUAUCAGGAAUAAUCAGGAAGCUAUGGUGGUUAUCCUGCUUUUUCAAGGGAAGAGACAGAGGAUUUGGUGACUUCUCAUUUUGGAAGCUGAGUUGUAACUAUUUUCCUACUGAAAUUUAAGGCCAGAAUCCCAAGAUGAGCCAUAGCUUUGGAUUUGGAGGAGGGGAGGAGGGAGCACAGGGAGGGUGAAGAGAGUUGUUCUUGUUGCUUGUAGAAGCUUUAAGGAAAUGGACCUUCCUUUGCAAGAAGUCCAUGUACUUCCUAGUGGAAGGCUGCAGAAUAGCAGUCCUCAAACUUCUUGAAUCUGUGUCCAGAGAGUAAUUUUUCUCUUCAGAGGUAGAACCAUUUUGUUUCUGCUAUUUCUUAUUUUUUGUAGAGGAAAUUAAAGAGAAUGCAGUGAACUUACUAUAUACAAAAAUUCCUUCUCUUUCUUCUUUUUCCUUUCCCUCUUCUUGUCCUACUUGAUCUCCUUUCUGUUUUCCUUUAUCUCCUUUUCUUCUUCCUCCCCAAUUGUAUCUAAGAAAUCCAUGAUUUCAUGUGUUGGUGCUUUCUCUGUAGAAAGUGAUCACAAUCCUUCUGUAUUUCAGUAUACACGUGAAAUAGUUUCUUGAAUGUUCCUUGUAUUUACCCUUUGCUGUUUGUGUAUAUGGUUGUACAUGUGUGUAUGUGUGCAUUCACAUACAUCAUAUGUUUUGUCUCUUUAGCAUCUUUAUGUCCCAUGUUAAGUACAAGAUGAAAUCUUAGGAAAUGAGUCAGUUUUAUAGUCCAUUAGUCCUUUUCUAUACUUUGGGGACCUUCCUGUAUUUGGAAACACCCCAUUGUAAAAUGGGACCUAUUUCUAGUAAUACAGUGGGUUAAGUAAAGUGCCCUUAAAAGUAUCUAUAGUUUGGGGCAGCUAGGUGGCACAGUAGAUUAAGCACCAGCCCUGGAUUCAGGAGGACCUGAGUUCAAAUUCAGCUUCAGACACAUGACUCUGGGCAAGUCACUUAACCCUCAUUGCCCCACAAACAAAACAACAAAAACAAAAAGUAUCUAUAGGUUGCCAAAUAGAGAGCCUUUCAUAAAGGGGAUAUUUUGGUCACCUUCCAUUAUACCUCAACAUUCCCUGUACCUCUUUUCCCUGAAUCCCUCCUAUCUUUUAACCACCUUAUCCUCAUUCCAAGGAUCUUUCAGGUAUACACAGGGACCAUAUGCAUUUUUGUGAUGUCAUUUAUGAUUUUUAAAAUCUCUUUAUAACAAAAGAUGCUUUCUCUUAAGACAGGAAUGUUAGCACUUUCUCAACAUUGUGUAUGUCGGCAUAUGAGACAUUUGAAUGGAGUCUUGAUCUUAUCAGUGCAAGUCCUCCCACCACCACUGCAGAUCACAACCUGUCCCUGUCCCAUCCUGUACUACUGUUUGUCUUCCUAUUAACGCUCCAUAAAGGAUGUACCCAGCUACUCUUGAGCAUUUCCUCUGAACUGUUUAAUGUUUUGUGAGUGCUAGUCUGCUGCACUUGGACUGACCAUCCAUGAUCUGUCCCUCUGACUGUAAGGCCAGCCUACCUCCUUUUUUUGUUCAUACGUGUCCCCAGUGAUGGCUGGCCAUUUCUAAGGGGGCACCAGUCAUCAAUGGUAAAAUGCUGUGGCUUGCUUAUAGGAUCGUUUGAGGAUUAGAAUUUGAAAGUGACCUUCGAAAAUCACAUAGGCCAAUUCUAAGAUUGACAGGUUUAGCUGAGGGCCAAAGAGGAAAAUGAAUAUGUGCAAAAUCAUACUUAGUAAGUAGCAGAGUUAGGAGUCAAACCCACACCCCUGACUUCACAUUUUCCACGUGUAUUAAUCAUGAUUUAUUUAAAGUACCAUAUUGACUUGGCUAAGACCAUCUGCUCGACACAGGGGAACAUGGACCACUAUAUUUUCUUAUCUAAACUGUAAAUUGUGUUUUUUAAAAUCAUAUUGCAUUUUAAACUUUUUCCUUUCUAUCAUAUUUCAUUCAUGCUGUAUCAUUAAGGGUUUGGGGGUGGGAGAGGGCUCAAAGGGUUUAUUUUUUGCUUUUUUUUGUAAACUGAU